This is a messenger RNA of Ostreobium quekettii, 4818 nucleotides long. The record is from the annotation of a GenBank genome assembly. NCBI's taxonomy places the organism in Eukaryota, Viridiplantae, Chlorophyta, Ulvophyceae, Bryopsidales, Ostreobiaceae.
AUGGCGAAGAACACGUUCAUGACGGUGUUGGAGUCCGACCUGAGGGUGCUGAGCACGGAGGCCAGGAAAUCGGACGGCCUGGCUGGACAGCUGGCCGGCUGGCUGAACAACUCCGAACAAACCGCGGUGAAGGACGCCGCGGAGCGGGCCGUGAUGCGGCUGCGGGCCUUCUCGAGGGAGCCCAACUGCCUGGAGGCAAUCCGCGGCAGCAAGGACGUUCUGCGGCCUUUCGUGCUCGCAUGCGAGACAAAAAACUCGCGCCUGACGAGCCAUGCCCUUGGGUGCAUUCAGCGGCUGCUGGCGAACGACGCUGUGUCCGCCGAGGGGAGGGUCGCGGUGAUUACGGUCCUACAGCAUCUGGAGAAGAGCCAUGACGAGGGUGUCAAAUUGAAGAUGUUACAGACUGCAUUAACAUUGCUGCAGAAUCCAGCCGCUUCUGAUAGGGAGGAGAAUAUCUGUAACCUGCUUGGCCUGAAUUUUCGAUUGCUAGCACACCCUCGAAACACAGAGACGGUCGUCAGCACUGCAGCAGCAACGGUCAGGCAGGCUGUUACACUGGUCUUCGACCGAGCACUGGCAGAGGAUGAUGCCAUUGAUGAAUACCCAUCAUCGGAAGAAGAACGAAGGCUGUCCCACUCUCAGGCAACUGGGAGUGGCAGGGAGAUUGCAGCACUACAUCUCCUAGAGGACAUGUGUGAAAUGUGCAGUGGCAGUCCCGCGACUUGGUUGCAGUCCCCUGUGGUACAACGCCAGUUCAUCCUUGACAUGCUGGAGUACGUGCUUUCGCACAAACCCCAGGUCUUCCACAGGCUUCCUUUGUUUGAGGAGGCCCUGCGGGAGCGGGUGUGCCAUGUGCUGGACAGCCUGCUCAUGGAGUACAUGCAGCAUGAUGGCGAGCCUGCAAGGACGGGAGAGGUUAGGGCUGCUUUCCGUUCUCUUGCGACGACCCUCGAAAACUUCUACACACUCAUCCCUGCGAAGGUUGCCCACUUCCUCGACAUCUUAUUUAAAGGCACGUCGGCUGGAAACCCUACGUGGCGCAGGACGUGCUGCCUGCAGGUGUUGCGCCACCUCAGCCUGGACCGUUACCUUGUCUACUACCUCUACACCACUUAUGACAUGAAAAUGGACUUCCCCAACAAUGCAUGCCACAAUCUGGUCGAAGUAUCUGUGGCCGUGGUGCAACGGUUCCUCAAGCUGCAUCCAGAUGACGGGGACGGCACGAGCAUGGCUGUGCUGGGGUCGCUGUACAAGGCGACUGUGGGGCAAAGUGGCUGGUCUGUGGAUAUUGAUGCCAAUGGCGUGGGUGAAGCGUAUCUUGCUGCUAUGGGCCUGGAUGCGAUCAUCAGCAUUGUGGGUGCCAUCGAGGCGUUGGCAGAAAAAUGUGGCGAUGGAGGCGACUACAGUGUGGCGUCGCCCCAAGCUCCUGGCACAGGUUAUCCCAUCAUAAAGCACAAUGCGCUGGUGUCGAUGGUGGACGAUUUGUGGCGAAUGGUGCUUGGUGCCUUCAAGUCUCUCCUCCUCAGAGGCUGUGGAGAUGACCUGCUGCCUCAACUGAUCAAGGGAUAUCAGAGCAUGUUGCAGACAUGUGCUUCCUUGCAUGUGAAUGCAGCCAUGGGUGCCUUCCUGACAUCGCUCUGUGAUCUGUCACUACCUGCUCUCACUGCAGUGGAUGUCACCCCACACGGGGGUGUCGCAGCAGGGUCACCAUGGGGGACUGUUCUGAAGCCCAUGAACAUUCAGGCCCUCCAUGCCCUCUUCAACAUUGCUUACCUCCUUGGAAACUCCCUGGGAUCCUCAUGGGUGCUGGUGGUGCGCACGCUUCAUGCUGUAGACCAAAUCUUGCUGUCACCACACACCACAACACAAGAAGCCAACAAGGAUGUGGCGUCCGCAGGGCAGGCCACAGAGCUCAGUGUGCUGUCAGCCGCCGUGACCCGAGUCUUUGAAGGCAGUGCCCUGCUGAACCCUGAGGCGGUCAUCAGCCUGCUGGCGGCUUUAAGGGACGUCUCAAGCCAGACCUUGCAGAAAUCCAACCGUGGCCCCAUGCGCCUCUUUGCUCUAAGUCGUAUGGUGGAUGUUCUGCUGCACAAUGUGCACAGGAUCCAGGACUUGUGGGGCAUAUUCCUGUCCCACAUUGUGGAGGUGCUGAGCUCCAGCGAUGCUGCUGUCAGAACAGCAGCAACGUCUGAGCUCAACCGAGCUGUGACUGGGGCUUUGGGUUUGCCGCUGCGGAGCGAGGAUGGUGAAUCUGACGAUGGGGAAGAGGAGGCCACUCCCCAGGACGAAGCACCUUCCAUGGCUGUGGACAAGGCAGUGGAGCACAUGAUUCUUGUGGCACUUGAGUCCCUGUACCAGGAUGUGGGGCACUCCGAUGUUCGCAGGGGGAUCUUGCAGAUAGCCAUACUUGUCCUGCAGCGGAAUGGAGACUUCCUGACUCGAGGUUGGAGCCCAAUCCUGAGGCUGCUGGAGAGCGUUCCCAUGAGCGGUGAUGAGAUGCUCAUCAGCACAGCUUUUCAGAGCAUCGAACUGCUGAUGAAUGACUACUUUGCGCUCACUGUGCCAAAGGACCUGCACCUGAAAUGCUUGGAAGUGACUGCCCUUUAUGGAACCCAGAUGGCUGCUGUCAAUGUCAGCUUGACAACAGUACGUGUCCUUUGGGAUGCAACAGACACGUUCCGACAAUUGCCAGGACCAUCUGAACAGCAUCCCAGCGAUGGCAGUGUCACACCUCAGCUGUCAUCGGAAAACAGUGCCAGCAUUGGCACAGUCGGCGAUGAUGAGCUGCUGGUGUAUGUGUUCUCUGCCCUACAGCGGCUCAGCAUGGACAGGAGGCCAGAGGUUCGGAGCAGUGGCAUAAAGACCUUCUUUGCAGUGAUCUCAAGCUUCGGCAACCAGAUGAGUCUGGAGUUGUGGGAGAGGUGCCUGAGGGCGAUGGUCCUGCCACUUCUGAAGUCAGUGUACAACACGUCGAUCACAUCCAGCAGCGAGGAAGCACAGGCAGAAGUGCUUGGCAGGGAAGGUGGCAAGUCAGUCACGAUGCUCGUGCACCACAGCCGGAACACAGAGAGGAAACUGUGGGAUGAAACACUGGUUUUGGCUCUCGGUGGCAUGUCCAAGCUGCUGAGGGCCCACCUGCCCAAGUUAGUGCAGUUGGAUGACUUCCUAGGUGACUGGAAGGAGAUAAUCCAGUUGACCGAGGACAGUGUGGCGAGGGCUGCGAGGGAAGUUGUGUCUGCAGGUAUUGGCCUCAUGACGAUGGUGGUGCAGACAUUUUCCUCCUCCGACAUCCUGACUUCGGAAAUGUUGCAGUGCCUUUUUGGGGCCCUGCGAGAGACUGUGAGGUCCAUGACGUCCAGCCAGGCAUCCAUGCCAACAGCGGCUCGUGUUGAGAUGGUGCAGGGUAUAGGGCAGAUGUACUCCAGCUUGAAGGAACGGCUGGGCACUGAUGAAGUGGUGGUGAUGAUGGGGUGGCUGGACCGAUUCGUAAGGUACCCGAUGGGUCCGAAAGACACGUCGAUGCACCUGCCAGGGUGCCUGCCCAGCGUUCAGAGGGCUGUGCUGAAGCUGAUGGCGGAGCUGGCGGCCCUGCAGAGUGCGGAGUUGUGGCCGAUCAUUAUCAGGACCCUCUGCGACUUCCUUGAGCCACCUGGCCUGGCCGUGCCCCCCGUGCUGCAGGGCCGCAACGAGGGCAGGGAGUCGGCCCCUGACGCCCUCUCUUCCGACUUCAUGGAGCAGGCAGUGGAUGAGCUUGUUCGGGUGUACUGUGAGCAGGCGCCAUAUCCAAUCCGCGUUGCCCUGUUCAACCCAGUGGUUGCAGCCCUUGCCCGGUGCAUGGUGUCCAGAUAUGUCAGCUUUGAAAAGGGCCUUUGGAGCAAGGCUGCGGCGGCAUUCAACACGGUGGUGACAGCCGGACUGCCUGCCAUUAACAUUGCCAGCAGUGGUGGUGGCACUGUCCAGCAGUCUCCAUGGGAGGUGCUGGCCGCUGCAUUUGAGGCCUUUCUCCUUGGCAAGGGAAUGGAUGUGGAAAUCCCGGACAAGGGCCACAGAGCAUCUGGAAGCUCCAGCGACUCGAUGAGUUUGCAGGCACUACAGAUCCUGAGCCCAAGGGCCAGAAUAGAGGCCUCAAGGGGUGACUCUGAAGUGCGCAUGACUGUGCUUGAUACACUGGGGGAUGUUGUGCUCACGGCAUGUGAGCAUGCAUCACUGGAGAUGAGGACACGGCUUGUCAGAAUUGUGGAUGAGGGGAUGACAAGGUCCGAUCCCAGUGAUGGGGCGCUUGCAGCUGGCGGGCGGUUCAGCCAUGCUUGCCUGCGCAAGAUGUAUGUGCUCUGCAGCCGGGGAGAGGCUGGUCAAGAUCCCCACGGUGCCCUUCUGGAAGUAGCGCAGCUCGCCCUGCCCAUUUUCAUCUCGAGGUGUGACAGAAUCCUGCGCACGUUCGCCCAGGAUGACAGGCAGUCAGGGACCAUCCGUCUCCCCGCAGCCCAGAUCGACGAAGUGGUCUUCACCCUCGAGAUCCUGUCGUCCCUCACCCUGGACCCACGGGUGGUGGAAGGUGCGUUUGUCACCACUCCAGCACAGCAGGAACUCAUCAGCUGGCGGCCACAAAGGGAGGAAGCUUCUCCACUAGCAGGGUCCACAGCCACCAGGGGGAGGGCGCACCUCUUGUUCCUGUACCAAUCGCUGUGUGACUGCAUUACCUGCAAGGACACCCGUGUCAGAGGCAUGGUGCGAGACCUGUUGGUGCUUGUUGGGGUCGACCUGGGCCUGUUCAUGCCGCCAUCCAAACAUGAGGUUGGACCAGAAACCCUGCCGUAG